UCCCUUCGUGUGCCGAUCCGAAUUGACUAGAUUAAUCGAGAUUUAAUUGAACAUUCGAAUAUCAGGGUUAACACAAAAAAAUAAAAAUGACAGAAGUUUACUAAUUGGUGCAAUAAAAAUAAAAGGAGAUAUUUGUUGACUUUGACUCAGUCAGUCAGCCCACGUAAUGAACGAAGGACCACUUAGUCAUAAUAAAUUUGGAAAAUGACUGACCAGUCCUGUCACUUUCUCCUCCCCGAUGAAACUCGAAUUAGUUCUACGUACUUUUCCACUGAUUACGAUCAUUAAUUCCUAAUUUCUUACAAGCUGAGUGCGUAGUCUUUACUUCAAUCCUGGAUAAUACACACGGCACAACAUAUAAUGCAUAUAUACUAUAUACAUGUUAUAUAUAUUAUAUACAAAUGAGUAUGUAACUUGAGAGGGAAGUGAUACGAAGAACAAAUUCCUAUGGCAGCUCUCACCCUUCUUCUUGUUCUUCUCAUUCAUCUUCACAUUGCAUUCUCAUUGUUCCCACUAGCAGCCUCCCGGAGGAACUCAACCAUACUCCCCGGCUCUUCUCUGACCGCGGCCACCCCCAACAACUCCUACUGGCUCUCUCCCUCCGGAAUCUAUGCCUUCGGUUUCUAUCCAAGAGGUGGCGGCUAUUCCAUCGGCAUCUUCAUGGUCGGCAUCCCACAGGAGACCCUCGUGUGGAUGGCCCGUCGGGACGACCCUCCUGUCCCGGGAAACUCCACCCUUCGUUUCACCGCUGAGGGGGGGCUCAUCCUGCAAUCAACCUUCGAUACGCCCAUUGCCAAACCAAAUGACAUCGCAGUCUCUGCCUCCAUGCUUGACUCGGGAAACUUUGUCCUCUACAACUCUCAGCAAAACAUAGCAUGGCAAAGCUUCGAUAGCCCAACCGACACCCUCUUAAAUGGGCAGUACAUCUCGGCGGGAAUGGAGCUGCGCUCGGCUGCCUCAGAUAACGACACAUCAACCGGGAUCUUCCGUAUCAAGAUGCAAGACGAUGGGAAUCUUGUCAUGUACCCGAUCAAUACUGAGGACACAGCUCCUUAUUCUUACUGGUCAUCUAGCACUAAUGGACAAGGGGACAACGUCACGCUCAAUCUUGCGGGCGAUGGCCUUCUCUACCUCAUGAAUGGCACGGGUACAUAUCUGACAAACCUCACUGAUCGAGGAUUGGCAACGCCUAAUAUAGUAUAUCGUGCACGAAUCGAUCCCGAUGGGAUUUUCCGAUUGUACUCUUAUAACAUGACAGAGAGGGGAAACUGGUCGACGGUGUGGUCAACAACAAAUAACAAGUGCGAACCCAAGGGCUUAUGCGGCUUCAAUGCCUUCUGCAUCAACGUCGACCAAGUUGCUAGAUGCCAAUGCCUCCCAGGGUUCGACUUUGUGCAAAGUGGGAAUGAGACAUCGGGCUGCCAGAGGAGUUUUACUGCAGAGAGCUGCACGGCGACCAACGCACCUGCCAGUUACAACAUUUCGGUGGUCUCCAACACCGUAUGGGAAGAUAAUUCCUACUCGGUUGUGGCAGUGCAAACAGAAAAUGAAUGCCGAAUGGAAUGUCUGCAAGACUGCAACUGCGAAGCCGCGUAUUACCAAGUCGGUUUGUGCAAUAAACAGAGGCUCCCUUUAAGAUAUGGUAGAAGGGAUCUCGGAUCAUCAAAUAAAGUCUUUGUCAAGGUAGGACAAAUGACACCCGGUAAUAGGACUGGGAGUGAUCCACAGAGGCCUGAAGGACGAAGAAAAGAACGCAUUCGCAUGGACAUUUUAGUAGUAAGUCUCAUUUUAAUUGCAGUUGCACUAGCAAUUAUCAUAGCCUGCGGGAUCCUUCUUUACAGGAACCGUGUUUGGUUGUACAAAACCAUUCCGACGGUCGGUACUGGCAGGAUGAUUGAGGAUGUCGCACCUAGAUCAUUUACUUAUGAUGAGCUCGUGACAGUGACUAGAGAUUUUAGAGAAGUGAUCGGGAAAGGAGCCUUUGGGAUAGUCUAUAGAGGAACCAUGUCGAAUGGAAAAGCCGUUGCUGUCAAGAGAAUUGAACGGGUGUCCACAGACGGUGAAAGAGAGUUCCAUACAGAGAUGAAAAUCAUCGGGAGGACCCAUCAUCGGAACCUCGUUCGCCUUCUCGGUUAUAGCUUUGAUGUAUCCAACAGGCUUCUGGUGUACGAGUACAUGAGCAACGGGUCGCUUGCUGAUCUUCUCUUUGCACCUGACAAGCUUCUUUGUUGGGAAGAGAAGAUGGGAAUAGUGCGGAACAUAGCCCGGGGUCUGCUCUACCUCCACGAGGAGUGUGAGACACAAAUUAUCCACUGUGACAUCAAGCCCGAAAACAUACUCAUUGAUGAGCAGCGAUGCGCGAAGAUAUCCGACUUUGGGCUGUCAAAGCUGCUGAAGCCGGAUCAGACCAACACCUACACCAGGAUCCGGGGCACGAGGGGCUACGUCGCACCAGAAUGGCACAAAAACCUGCCUGUCACGACAAAGGCCGAUGUCUACAGCUUUGGCAUCGUACUACUGGAGAUAAUUGGCAGCCGGAGGAACAUGGAUCAGAGCGUUCCAGAAGAAGAGAUCAUCCUGGAGAACUGGGUCUACGACUGCUUCGAGGCGGGUGAGCUGCACAAGUUAGUCGAUGAAGAGGAGGGUGUAGACAGGAGGCAGCUCGAGAGGAUGGUUAAGGUAGCUAUAUGGUGCACCCUUGAGGAUCCUUCGCUUCGCCCGCCGAUGAGGAAGGUUCUGCUGAUGCUCGAAGGCACCAUAGACAUCUCCUCUCCACCUCGUCCCACUUCAUUCAUCAGCAGCAUCUGAAGCUGGCUUGAGGUGAUGAGCAGAAUUAUCAGAAUUGAGAUUUCCUAUUUUUGUUUCUCGUACUGUUUUGAUUAGAUCAGCCCUUCUUUGAUUGUAUGACAAUGAAAAUAACAAUUUGCUUGGCUAAUAAUCUACAACAAGGUCAGGCACC
This is a messenger RNA of Punica granatum (pomegranate), 2959 nucleotides long. NCBI's taxonomy places the organism in Eukaryota, Viridiplantae, Streptophyta, Magnoliopsida, Myrtales, Lythraceae. The record is from RefSeq and is a predicted model, not a curated record.